Molecule: messenger RNA, 1321 nt
Organism: Hylaeus volcanicus
Lineage: Eukaryota; Metazoa; Arthropoda; Insecta; Hymenoptera; Colletidae
Exons: 2
Coding region: 511-1140 (209 amino acids)
Source: RefSeq, a predicted model, not a curated record
GUCUUGCUGAAUUUGUAUAAAACAAUUGCGAUUUAGGUUUCCCAGUUGUGUCUCAUACAACACGUCAUUUAUUAUUUUUUCGGCGUGGACAGCUUGUUGUGGAUCGAGAUCUCUUAAUUUUGAUGUCUAUGCUUUUCCAAUAUCCGUAAAUUUAUCAGUAAUUUAUGUUGAAGGUUGUGACAAUCGUUUCCCGAUUACAUCUAACACUUCAUCACAUUUAUUUUGUACUCCUCGGGGUGUUUUACUCGAUGCUGUAGAUAAUUGUCUAGAUGAUAGUGUGGGUGGUAAAAAGACACUAGGAGAUUCUGGGAGCUCGAGGGUUGUUUCAUUGUCAGGACUCUAUAACAAUAAUAAUACUAAUAAUAACAAUUGCGAUGUUAUUAUGAAGUAAUUGUUACAUAUUUUCCCCAUUGCUUGGGAGCGGUAGAUGGAAAGCAUGUGCAGAUCGUUUCACCUCCUGGAAGUGGAUCCUACUACUUCAAUUACAAGAAGACCCACAGUAUUGUUCUGAUGGCAAUUGCGAAUGCUAACUACGAAUUUAUAAUGUGUGAUAUUGAUACCAAUGGUCGAGUAUCUGAUGGUGGAGUAAUUGUCAACACUAUGUUUAUGAAGAAAUUGCUUGAAAAUAAAUUGGAUUUGCCUACUGCAGAACCAGUCAUACAUUGCGAAACACUAUUAAAGGCCAGAAGGAUCAUAGAGAAUUCAUUUGGAAUAUUAGCUAACCGUUUUAGAAUUUUUCAUACUACUAUAAAUUUACAAGUUGAUAAUAUUGACAAAGUUGUUUUGGCUUGUUGUGUACUGGAUAAUUUCUUGCGAAUAAAUUGUUCCCAUACAUAUACAUCAAAUGACGUGUUUGAUGUUGAAGAUACUAGCAAUGGUACAAUUACUCCUGGUUUACGAACAGGCUCAGACAAUCUGUUAAAUCUUCAAAACGGUUCUAACCGGUAUCACACUGCUGAGCCAAAAGAAAUAAGAGAACAAUUUAAAAUAUACUUUAACAAUCAUGGGAAAGUGAACUGGCAGCACGCAAUGGUUUCUAAUAAUCAGUUAUUACCCUGUUUCUAUAAACAUAUUGCCUACUUCAACAUACUUCCACAUACUAAAUGUAAAAUAAAUAAUAAAAUUGUUUUAUUUGUGUAAUUUACCUGCACUUCAUCAAUGUUUGAUUUAGUAGGCCUGGGAACUUCCUGGUCCUUUAGAAAGUGUAAGAGUUCAAAGUACCAUAAAUGUGGUACAUAAACCUCCUCUUCCCCAGCCCCUGAUUUCUCAGAUUUUACAACUUUUCUCAAUCCUUGCGGUACGCAGUACGUAAAGAGUUGAU